This is a messenger RNA of Laetiporus sulphureus 93-53, 1485 nucleotides long. Its product is annotated as galactose oxidase. Gene Ontology annotation, molecular function: protein binding. The coding region runs from base 154 to 1332 and encodes 392 amino acids. The transcript has 3 exons. NCBI's taxonomy places the organism in Eukaryota, Fungi, Basidiomycota, Agaricomycetes, Polyporales, Laetiporaceae. The record is from RefSeq and is a predicted model, not a curated record.
CAACAGUUCAAUUGACGGACGCUCCCAGCACGUGGAAACAAUUGUAUUAUCGUACAUCUUCUCAAGGAGUCCUUGAGAAGACGUUGAGCCGGUUCACUUCAAAAGGACGUAUCGCUCGACCAAGCAUUCCCAGCCAAAGGCCCUCCUUGAACGAUGCCCGUUGCUCGCUGGUCCCUCCUCUCAAAGGCUCCUCAGAUCGCUCGUUCCUCCCAUUGUGCAACUGCAUUCCCAUCUGGAUCUCUUAUAAUAUAUGGAGGGGAACUGAAAGCGCGCAUCCCCGUUGAUUCGGCAAAUGUGCAAGGGGAUGGGGUAAUCAAAGGAUCGGUGCAUCUCUUCGAUGCUUCGUUGACGGAUGGAGAACCAAAGAGCCACCUUCCACAAGGCUGGCGCACCAUCUGCCCGUCGGUCAACGACAUCAAGUCAUCGGCCGAGUCUAUUCCCGAUGCGAGAGUAGGCGCUACAAUGGUCCAUGAAGGUGGAAACCUCUACAUAUGGGGCGGACGCGGAGGUGUCGACAUGGCCCCGCUUGAUUCCCCGCAAGUGGGCAUAUGGCGAGGCAAAUUGAAAACAAAUACCGCAGGCGGAGAUAACCGUAUCGUUUGGGAACAGAUUGGGGGACGUGGCAUUCAGCCGGAGCCUAGGAGUUAUCACACUGCCAUUGCACAUGAGGGAAGGAUAUACAUCCAUGCAGGAUGUCCCGUGUCCGGUCGGCUCAGUGGCCUUCACUCCUUUGACGUACACAGUGGAAAAUGGCAGGAACUUGCGUCAGGUCCUGACCCUGCUCGUGGUGGGACCUCCCUCGUGGCAGUGAAGCUGGAACAUGAGGGAUCGGCUUUGCUCAGAUACGGGGGCUUUAGCGGAUAUGAACUACCCUCAGCUACGGGUGUUUUAGACGUCUACACUGUUCGUGAGAACAAGUGGUACACAGUCGAGCCCGCUGCGGAUCCGAUUCAUGGCCAUCCGGGUGCCCGCUCCGUGCAUGGAUUCCAACGAUUCCAGUCGACAUCACCAUCGCUUGCUUCAGCUGUUGCUGUACUAUUCCAUGGCGAGCGCGAUGCGAGCAAGCUAGGGCACGCCGGCGCGGGGACAUUCUGGGACGACGUCUGGCUGCUUCUCAAGGAUAAGUCCAACGACAACACUGAAGGUUGGACAUGGAAGAAGGUAGACAUACUCAAAGCUGUGGAAGGCAGCAUUGCGAUACCGGAAGGCAGAGGUUGGUUUGCAUCUGCUGAAUACGUAGAGCGCGGGAACAGCAGGAUCUUCAUGCAUGGCGGGCUGUUGUCAUCCAAUGAAAGAAGUGACGAACUAUGGCAACUAGAGAUUGAGCAGUAGCAUUCCGUACACAGUCCAGCAAUGUAUGUAGUAGUUAGCUUCCGUGAGUAUCAACCCGCCUAAGCCUCUUCUAUUGCAGGUCAGGUGGCGAGGAGGAUGUAUUGACCGCUUGUGCCCGCCGAUCUAGCUCUGUAUUGAAGCGUUCCUAUAUGC